AUGGACAAUUACCAAAAGAUUGAGAAAAUCGGCGAGGGAACGUAUGGUGUCGUCUACAAGGCUCGCGAACUCACCCACCCAAACCGUAUCGUUGCGUUGAAGAAAAUCCGACUCGAGGCUGAAGAUGAAGGCGUACCUAGCACUGCAAUCCGCGAGAUCUCUUUGCUCAAGGAAAUGAACGAUCCCAAUAUUGUGCGACUCCUAAACAUCGUGCAUGCGGACGGACACAAGCUCUACCUCGUUUUCGAAUAUCUCGACCUCGAUCUCAAGAAGUACAUGGAGGCACUGCCGGUCAGUGAAGGUGGACGCGGUAGGGCUUUACCGGAUGGCUCUUCUCUGAGCCGGAACCUGGGUUUGGGAGAUGCGAUGGUCAAGAAGUUUAUGGCACAAUUGAUUGAGGGUAUCCGUUUCUGUCACAGCCACAGGGUUCUGCACCGUGACCUGAAACCUCAGAACCUCCUGAUUGACCGCGAUGGCAAUCUCAAACUGGCCGAUUUUGGUUUGGCGAGGGCAUUUGGUGUUCCGCUCAGAACCUACACGCACGAGGUUGUAACUCUGUGGUACCGCUCCCCUGAGAUUCUGUUGGGUGGCCGUCAGUACUCCACCGGUGUUGAUAUGUGGUCUUGUGGUGCCAUUUUCGCGGAAAUGUGUACUCGCAAGCCGUUGUUCCCCGGUGACUCGGAAAUCGAUGAAAUCUUCAAGAUCUUCCGGCUCCUUGGAACUCCGGAUGAAAGCAUCUGGCCGGGCGUCACCUCCUUCCCCGAUUUCAAAGCGACCUUCCCCAAGUGGAAGCGCGAAGACAUCAGCAGCGUGGUUUCUGGCCUCGAAGAUGAUGGCCUUGACCUUCUAGAAGCCUUGCUCGAAUACGAUCCCGCCCGCCGUAUCUCAGCCAAGCAGGCUUGCAUGCACCCAUACUUCCAACACGGCAGCUCGUACUAUUCUGGACGCACUCGCCGCAAUGGCUUUCACUGA
Aspergillus mulundensis is the source of this 972-nucleotide messenger RNA. RefSeq names its product cyclin-dependent serine/threonine-protein kinase CDC28 (gene nimX). The transcript is spliced from 4 exons. The coding region runs from base 1 to 972 and encodes 323 amino acids. The record is from RefSeq and is a predicted model, not a curated record. Gene Ontology annotation, biological process: G1/S transition of mitotic cell cycle; protein phosphorylation; regulation of gene expression. NCBI's taxonomy places the organism in Eukaryota, Fungi, Ascomycota, Eurotiomycetes, Eurotiales, Aspergillaceae. Gene Ontology annotation, cellular component: nucleus; cytoplasm; cyclin-dependent protein kinase holoenzyme complex. Gene Ontology annotation, molecular function: ATP binding; cyclin-dependent protein serine/threonine kinase activity; cyclin binding.